CAAUAAUUAAUUAACACUACUCGUUAUAUAAAUGUGUUUUAAUAAUAUGUAUAGUUUAUUGUUUUCCCUGCUCAUAUGUUUUCUGGUUGCAGAAACGACGCCAUUUUCAAUUACAAUAACAAUCGACACGGAUCAAAAUGAAACUGUGAAACCAGUAGAAAAAAGCUUAAAUGAUACGAAAAAUUCAAGUUUAUCAGCAUGCGGUCCAUACGAAAUACCGGACUUUUCGUCAGUUGCACCACUUAUCAGCGAACAGAAAUGCAUGGAAUACGUAUACCAAAUGUUGAAAAGACAGGAAAGGGACCUGCUACGUUGCUCAGAUGUUAGCAUUAUACAUGGAAAAACAACGAAACCUGCGGAGUACCCACACAUGGGUGCCUUGGGGUGGCUGAACUAUGCAACAGGGGAUUUUGAUUUUCUGUGCGGUGCGUCUUUGAUAAGCGAAAAAUUUAUGCUGACAGCAGCGCACUGUACCAUUCAGUCGUCGAAGCGAGGUUUUUCAAAAAGACCGACUAUAGCAAGGCUUGGUACCAGGUAUCUUGAGGGAUCUCCAAUGGAAACAGCUGAAAACAUAGGAAUUUGGAAUCUGAUAGCCCACCCUGACUUUAAUCCCGAACAUCACUACUAUGAUAUAGCUUUAGUCGAAUUAGAACGAGAAGUCAUAUUUUCUAAAUACAUUCAGCCUGCCUGUUUAUCAACCAGGGAAUAUGAUAUAUCCAGCAACAAACGGUUAACAGUUACAGGAUGGGGACAAAACGCACCAAAGAGACCUAAAAAUUCUAACCAGCUGCGUUAUGCAGAUAUUAACAUCUAUCCCGAAAACGAAUGUAACAAAUUUUUAAAUAAAUAUGAUUUAUACAUGUUAUCUCAUCAAAUGUGUGCGGGCGAUAAGGAUGGCUUUAUGGAUACUUGCCAGGGUGAUUCUGGUGGUCCAUUGCAAUACGAACUUGCCAAUACAACGCUGGAAGGCACUAUCCAUAGAAUAUUGUCAGUCACAUCGUUUGGCUUAACCGCAUGUGCUACGAUGAACGCGCCCGGAAUUUACACGAAAGUAUCUAAUUUUAUAGGUUGGAUUGAAUGUAAUGUUUGGAAACAAGAAAACAGGUGGUGUUAAUACGAGACCGAAUGUGUUAGCCAUUCAUCGUUAUUCAUUCUUUGGCUAGUAAGCUGAGGAUGGCCAGACUGCUGGGCAAAAAUCUCCUCACGUUCAUCAUUUUUUAUUUCAACAUUUAUUUUCUUGUUUUGAACGUUUAAUCGUGGUCACUUAAUUGUUUUUUUACAUUACAAGUCACCGUAAUAGUAACUCCCUAAAAACACCAGCAGUUGACGUCCAUUAAUUGGUAUGAUUAAUAUUAUGAAAGUAAAAUAUGCCUAAG
Messenger RNA from Pararge aegeria (speckled wood butterfly), 1376 nucleotides. Its product is annotated as serine protease snake-like. Gene Ontology annotation, molecular function: serine-type endopeptidase activity. The record is from RefSeq and is a predicted model, not a curated record. The transcript is spliced from 8 exons. NCBI's taxonomy places the organism in Eukaryota, Metazoa, Arthropoda, Insecta, Lepidoptera, Nymphalidae. The coding region runs from base 32 to 1114 and encodes 360 amino acids. Gene Ontology annotation, biological process: proteolysis.